Hemiscyllium ocellatum (epaulette shark) is the source of this 3666-nucleotide messenger RNA. Its product is annotated as mucin-2-like. Bases 1 to 3666 code for a protein of 1221 amino acids. Lineage: Eukaryota; Metazoa; Chordata; Chondrichthyes; Orectolobiformes; Hemiscylliidae. The transcript is spliced from 6 exons. The record is from RefSeq and is a predicted model, not a curated record.
AUGGUGAAGGCUGAGUUAGAUUUUCGAUUGACACAGAAGUUAAGGAUUAUGGGAGACAUACAGGAUAAGAGCAUAAAGGCUGCCAAUCAGAUCAGCUAUGAUCUUAUUAAAAAGCAAUUUCCUACAACCACAUCCACAACUACAACACUUCCUACAACACUCACAUCCACAACUACAACACUUCCUACAACACCCACAUCCACAACUAUCACAGUUCCAACAACACUCACAACCACAACUACCACAGUUCCUACAACACCCACAUCCACAACUACCACAGUUCCUACAACUCUCACAUCCACAACGACCACAGUUCCUACAACACUCACAUCCACAACUACCACAGUUCCAACAACACUCACAUCCACAACUACCACAGUACCUACAACACCCACAUCCACAACUACCACAGUUCCUACAACACUCACAUCCACAACUACAACACUUCCUACAACACUCACAUCCACAACUACCACAGUUCCAACAACACUCACAUCCACAACUACAACACCUCCUACAACACUCACAUCCACAACUACAACACUACCUACAACACCCACAUCCACAACUACCACAGCUCCAACAACACUCACAUCCACAACUACCACAGUUCCUACAACCACAUCCACAACUACAACACUUCCUACAACACCCACAUCCACAACUAUCACAGUUCCAACAACACUCACAACCACAACUACCACAGUUCCUACAACACCCACAUCCACAACUACCACAGUUCCUACAACACUCACAUCCACAACUACCACAGUUCCUACAACACUCACAUCCACAACUACCACAGUUCCAACAACACUCACAUCCACAACGACCACAGUUCCAACAACACUCGCAACCACAACUACCACAGUUCCUACAACACCCACAUCCACAACUACCACAGUUCCGACAACACUCACAUCCACAACUACCACAGUUCCCACAACACCCACAUCCACAACUACAACACUUCCUACAACACUCACAUCCACAACUACAACACUUCCUACAACACCCACAUCCACAACUACCACAGUUCCAACAACACUCACAUCCACAACUACAACACUUCCUACAACACUCACAUCCACAACUACAACACUACCUACAACACCCACAUCCACAACUACCACAGUUCCAACAACACUCACAUCCACAACUACCACAGUUCCUACAACACUCACAUCCACAACUACCACACUUCCUACAACCACAUCCACAACUACAACACUUCCUACAACACUCACAUCCACAACUACAACACUUCAUACAACACCCACAUCGACAACUACAACAGUUCCAACAACACUCGCAACCACAAAUACCACAGUUCCUACAACACCCACAUCCACAACUACCACAGUUCCGACAACACUCACAUCCACAACUACCACAGUUCCCACAACACCCACAUCCACAACUACAACACUUCCUACAACACUCACAUCCACAACUACAACACUUCCUACAACACCCACAUCCACAACUACCACAGUUUCAACAACACUCACAUCCACAACUACAACACUUCCUACAACACUCACAUCCACAACUACCACAGUUCCAACAACACUCACAUCCACAACUACCACAGUUCCAACAACACCCACAUCCACAACUACCACAGUUCCAACAACACACACAUCCACAACUACCACAGUUCCAACAACAACCACGUCCACAACUACCACAGUUCCAACAACACCCACAUCCAUAACUACCACAGUUCCAACAACACCCACAUACACAACUACCACAGUUCCAACAACAACCAUGUCCACAACUACCACAGUUCCAACAACACUCACAUCCACAACUACCACUUUUCCAACAACACUCACAUCCACAACUGCCACAGUUCCUACACCACCCACAUCCACAACUACCACAGUUCCAACAACACCCACAUCCACAACUACCAAAGUUCCAACAACACUCACAUCCACAUCUACCACAGUUCCAACAACACUCACAUCCACAACUACCACAGUUCCUACAACACCCACAUCCACAACUACCACAGUUCCUACAACACCCACAUCCACAACUACAACACUUCCUACAACACCCACAUCCACAACUACCACAGUUCCAACAACACUCACAUCCACAACUACCACAGUUCCUACAACACUCACAUCCACAACUACCACAGUUCCUACAACCACAUCCACAACUACAACACUUCCUACAACACUCACAUCCACAACUACAACACUUCCUACAACACCCACAUCCACAACUACCACAGUUCCAACAACACUCACAACCACAACUACCACAGUUCCUACAACACCCACAUCCACAACUACCACAGUUCCUACAACACUCACAUCCACAACUACCACAGUUCCCACAACACCCACAUCCACAACUACAACACUUCCUACAACACUAACAUCCACAACUACAACACUUCCUACAACACCCACAUCCACAACUACCACAGUUCCAACAACACUCACAUCCACAACUACAACACUUCCUACAACACUCACAUCCACAACUACCACAGUUCCAACAACACUCACAUCCACAACUACCACAGUUCCAACAACACCCACAUCCACAACUACCACACUUCCAACAACAACCAUGUCCACAACUACCACAGUUCCAACAACAACCACAUCCACAAGUACCACAGUUUCCACAACACCCACAUCCACAACUACCACAGUUCCUGCAACACGCACAUCCACAACUACCACAGUUCCAACAACAACCAUGUCCACAACUACCACAGUUCCCACAACCACAUCCACAAGUACCACAGUUUCCACAACACCCACAUCCACAACUACCACAGUUUCCACAACACCCACAUCCACAACUACCACAGUUCCAACAACACUCACAUCCACAACUACCACAGUUCCUACAACACGCACAUCCACAACUACCACAGUUCCAACAACACUCACAUCCACAACUACAACACUUCCUACAACACUCACAUCCACAACUACAACACUUCCUACAACACUCACAUCCACAACUACCACAGUUCCUACAACACUCACAUCCACAACUACCACAGUUCCAACAACACUCACAUCCACAUCUACCACAACUACCACACUUCCAACAACAACCAUGUCCACAACUACCACAGUUCCAACAAGUUCUUGCGUGGAUUCUGGUGAUUAUUGUAUGAAAAGGGAUAGGGAGGUCAUGCCAAAACAGUGCUGUCACAUUGCUGCAAGUGACUGGAAAGUUCCUGACCCAAAUAAGCCGUACUGUCAACUAACUCCUAAAACUAACUCAAAAGAUUCCUGCACUAACACAACUCCCGCUCCAACAUGUACGCCAGAAAAAACAAUUUGCAUGUUACUUUUGGGAAAACCAUUUGAAGAGUGCAGGAAACACUACAGUGAAGAUGUAGAUCGCUAUUACCAGACUUGUCUCUUUGACCAUUGCCAUACAAACGAAACAGAAUUUGAUUGUUCCAGCCUGGAAGCUGCUGCUAUUGCUUACAUUAUCAAUAAAGAUGGCAAAGUAAAUACACACCAGGAAUACGAUACACUAGCAAAUAUAUUAAAACUGUUUAUAGAGCAGAAGAACAGCAAUGUGAGCAAAAGGUUUCUUGAGGACAGGUUUUGUUUGAUCAACAAGCUUUUGCAAUUAUUGCUGGCACUGAAACUGCGUCUGCUGCAGAAAUACUAG